Messenger RNA from Mizuhopecten yessoensis (Yesso scallop), 1422 nucleotides. RefSeq names its product inositol 2-dehydrogenase-like. The transcript is spliced from 8 exons. The record is from RefSeq and is a predicted model, not a curated record. Gene Ontology annotation, molecular function: nucleotide binding; oxidoreductase activity. Gene Ontology annotation, biological process: NADPH regeneration. NCBI's taxonomy places the organism in Eukaryota, Metazoa, Mollusca, Bivalvia, Pectinida, Pectinidae. Gene Ontology annotation, cellular component: cytoplasm. The coding region runs from base 114 to 1127 and encodes 337 amino acids.
CCGCACGACAUCUGUUAUCUGGCGAACAAAUAGCGAGAAGAUACAGAAGGUUAGAUAAAACAGACGAGGCCACUAUCCUGAAACAGUCAGAUUCGUACGACAAUUCGUCCGUGAUGGAGGUUGCUAUUUUUGGCGUUGGCCGGAUUGGACAAAUCCACCUCGGUCAUUUGGUAGAUGAGAGACGAGUUCGCGUAACAUACCUAGUGGACCAUGAACCAGUGCACGAGACGAUAAAGGAUUUGACACAGAAGCAUAGCCUGACAGAUGUCACCAUCCUCAAAACGGAGGAUGCUCACAUGGCCAUCAAAGACGAGAAAGUGAAGGCCAUAUUUGUGUGUACACCUGUAGGUCAAAAGGUAGAGCUGAUAACAAAAGGCCUCCAAUCAGGCAAACAUGUCUUUUGUGAAAAACCAAUAUCUUUGAUAAAAGACGAAGUUGAAAGUUGUUACAAGAUGGCAAACGACCACGGACUAACAAUACAAUGUGGAUUCAACAAACGUUUUGAUACAAGUGUACGGCAGUUACAUGAUAAGAUACGGCAAGGGGAGCUUGGACAACUUCGGAUGAUAAAAUUGACUGCACGAGAAUUACCAGGCCUUACCUGGAAAGAGUAUCUUUUGUCUUCUGGUGGAAUCUUUAUCGAUACCGUCGUGCACGAAUUCGAUUUAAUGUGCUGGUUGGCUGGAGAAAGACCACGCUAUAUAACCAGUUUUGGACAUACUCAGAACCAACUCUUUGAAGAAUGUGGCGAUGUUGAUGGCGCUGUUAUCCUCUUGAAGUUUUCUAGCGGACUCAUGGGAUUUAUCGAAAGCUUUAGAUCAGUUCCAUAUGGAUAUGACCAACGUUUUGAGGUGCUUGGUUCUGAUGGAAUGACAGUGGUGACCAACCCGAAAAUCACCAACAUCGAAAACUGGACGAAGGACAGCAUACAUACUUCCCCAAUAUGGCAGAAUGGACUAACGCGGUACACCGAAGGUUACCGUGAGGAAGUUCGACACUUCCUGGAUGUUGUGGAAGGUAAAUGUGAAUGUACUGUGAAAGGUGAUGAAGUACUACUGGUCCACCUACUAGCCGAGUGUGCCGCUAGAUCCAUGCGAGAAGGUCGAGUGAUAGAAAUUCCAAACUAAAGUUCUCAAACGUGGAGUAACCAAACAAGUGAGGACAGCUGAUGCAAAUGGUUUCAAUAAUCAUUUUUCCCGUCUAGAACACAGAACUGCUUUGUGAAGUUUGGCUUAAAGGAUCCCUGUCCCCCUGCAUUAAUUUUUCCUAUUGAUAGAAAUUCCGCUUGAACAUAGCAUAGUAACACAGGUGGACUAGAACACUUCCGUUGACCAAGUAGCCAUGUUAAUUAGAGAAAAAGAACUCAGGGUUCUAAUCCCUAUCAAGCCAAUUGAAGUUUUACACAAUAAACUCUUAAUUAGU